AAAAAUAUAGUUGAACCGGUUGCCGGUUAUAACCACACACAGGAAUAUCUGAGAAAGAAAGAAGUGGAUAACGUUCUUCUCCCACUUCCUCAAACAACUGCAACAAUGGCCAUCCGUUCUAGCUUUCUCAAAUUUAAUCGUCUUCAUAUCAAUGGAUUUGAACCAAGGAUAUUCAAACAAAGAAAUCUCAAUGUCAUUGCUGCAACAACAGAUUAGUAAAAGAAAGAGCAGAAGUAGUAAUCAUGGCAUGGCUCCAAUUCCAAUUCCAAUUCCACCGCGGCGUCUCAUAACGAUAUCCACAGGAGAUGGGAGAUGGCAAGGGAAAUGGGAUUCUGAAUUUCUUGUGUCUCUCCAAGAUCUAAGGUUGACAGACUUGGUUGAGACAGAAGAUGACAAUGAUCAUCAUCGUCGUCCUCGUCAUCAUAAAGAUGCUCUAGUUUCUGUCAAACUCAAAGUUGAAAAGCAUGCUAGCUUUGGGUUCUCUGUUGAUGGAAGAAUCAUCACAUCAUUCCCCAGAAAAUGUAGCAGCUGCAGUUCUCCCUACUGCAGACAGAUUGAUACAGAAUUUAAUUUAUGGGUUCUAUUAUCAAGACGAGAUAAUCGUGAACUUUCUUUACCAGAACUUGGAGGAGAUGAUCCAUCUGUAAUUUAUGUGAAACCUGGAUGUGAAGCAGAGCUUGAUGCCUUCAUACAAGACACCAUACGGAUUACCACCUCUACAAAAGAUACUUGUUCAGAAUUGUGUGAGAAAUCUUCAUUUACAUUGCAUAAUAAUAGUGACUCGAAAUCGGGUACUAUUGAUCGAAGGUGGUCUAGACUCUUGGAGCUAAAGAAUUCAUCAAAUUAUUCAUAACAUAUAAUCUAAAUAGCAUUUCUAGAAAAUAUGAAAAUGUAAUUAUAUAUAUAUAUAUAGACAUCUGUGUAUAGCUUAUAAAUAUAUACAACAUCUUAGAUGGUCUAAAAAUUUUAUUGUGUAAGAUAAUAUAUAUAUAUAUUUUCCAUUAUUAUGAAUUAUAUUAUGAUCUCUCAA
This is a messenger RNA of Cannabis sativa, 1030 nucleotides long. Its product is annotated as large ribosomal RNA subunit accumulation protein YCED homolog 2, chloroplastic. NCBI's taxonomy places the organism in Eukaryota, Viridiplantae, Streptophyta, Magnoliopsida, Rosales, Cannabaceae. The record is from RefSeq and is a predicted model, not a curated record. The coding region runs from base 152 to 853 and encodes 233 amino acids. The transcript has 8 exons.